This is a messenger RNA of Daphnia carinata, 1947 nucleotides long. It is a transcript of the gene DNApol-alpha73, whose product is annotated as DNA polymerase alpha subunit B-like. Gene Ontology annotation, cellular component: alpha DNA polymerase:primase complex. The coding region runs from base 89 to 1858 and encodes 589 amino acids. Gene Ontology annotation, molecular function: DNA binding. Gene Ontology annotation, biological process: DNA replication; DNA replication initiation. The transcript has 10 exons. The record is from RefSeq and is a predicted model, not a curated record. Lineage: Eukaryota; Metazoa; Arthropoda; Branchiopoda; Diplostraca; Daphniidae.
AGCCCCGGCCACUGAACCACACACUCCGAGAAUUCCUAAAACCAAACGAUAUUUGUCGACAUAGGCAGCAUUUGCGUCUGCGCGAAAAAUGGAGGAACACUUGUUGAAUGAGUUUGAAGAAUUCGGCGUAACCCCUAGUAAAAAAGUGUUGGAAAAAUGUAUAGAACUGCUGAAAAAGUAUGAUAUCACUCCUGACACCCUAGUAAAUCAUUGGAUUGGGUACACAGCCACUAAACUAAAUGAUGAAGCUCCAUCGUUGGAAAACAUGAUCUUGUUUGAAAAAGACCUUUCUAAAGAGUUAUCUGCCAAAACAAAAGUAAAGAGCGAACCUUUAAGUGAAUCCCCAAUAAUUCACAACAUUACUACCAUCAAUCAGAUAACAGAAGAUGAUGAACUUCUAGUAGGUUAUGGAACACCUGUAAGAAAGUCGUCGGUUGGAGCCAAGAGGACCAGCGGACUGGAAGGAACCCCUCAGAACAAGCGGCUGGCAGGAUUGGGUCAGACGUACUCAGUGCACACUCCUUCUGCGUUCUCGCCUUCUACGCCUGGUACAUCCAGCAAGUUUUCGUCACGUAACAACGCUGGUGAAAUUGUUGUUAAAUACCCCGCUGAUGACGCAGCGAUUAAUUGGGCCAGAUCCAACGAAACAUGGGAACCAGAUAUUCAACUUCAUGGCACUGCCGAAACGAAGUUAACCACAAAGUACAAUUACAUGUUCAGCCGCCUAAGAGACAAGUUCGAGGUUCUAGAAGAACAAAUUAACGAUUUGGGAGAUUUAAUGAAAAGGAAACUCGGAAUAGACGAUUUCGAGCCUAACCGUGUAUUGAAAUCGGAAACCUUCCAUACUAUCGGGCGCAUUUGUUGCGAUGCUACCAGUGGCUCUCGGUUAAAUACGUCUUCGUUAUUACUCGAAGGACCCAGAAAUACAUCUUCUGGGCAGAGCGUCCCGCUUGAUGUUUCUCAGCUCAGAGAGUUUUCAUUUUUUCCAGGGCAAGUGAUAGCUGUAGAGGGUAGCAAUCCAACUGGAAAAAAGAUGGUAGUUACCUCUAUUACUACCCCACCAAUCAAUCGAGUCUUCAAGACUGAUGUUUCUAUUGAAGGUAGCGGUUCUCUAAAUAUCAUGGUGGCAUGUGGGCCCUUUACGCUACCUGACGACUUGGAAUUUGCGCCACUUGUUGAAUUCAUCCAGCAGGUGAACGCUCUUCUUCCACAUUUAGUUAUCAUUAUGGGUCCCUUUGUUGACGUCAAAAACAAAAAAGUGGAGUGUGGCGAUCUUGAUUAUACCUACCAAGAACAAUUCGAUAUCGUCAUGCGAGAACUUCAGUCAAAAAUCACAAAUUCUGUACAGGUUUGCAUUAUUCCGUCGUGGCGAGAUGUGCAUUAUAGAGCAGUCUAUCCGACUCCACCGUUCCCGCAGGAGAACAAAUCACCAAAUUUCAACUUUUUCUCUGAUCCUUGUGUCUUAAACGUUAAUGGUGUUUUCAUCGCGUUGACGUCAACUGAUAUUCUGUUUCAUCUUAGCAAAGAAGAAAUUGCUGUUACACCUCACGGCUCAGAUCGUCUAGGACGGUUGGUGUCUCAUCUAUUUAGUCAACAGUCGUUUUAUCCAUUGAAUCCACCAUCAGAGGAAAUGAGCAUCGAUUUGGAACAGGCAGAAGAUCAUUGCAAACUUAGUUUCACGCCGCAUUUGUUAUUUGUCCCUUCAGAUCUACGUCAUUUUAUAAAGAACGUUAGCGGCUGCGUGGUUGUCAAUAUGGAACGAGCCGUGAAAGGUUUCUGUGGUGGAACGUAUUCCCGCCUCCAGAUCACUGGUGAAUCUUCAUCAGUCCAAAUUAAAGCUGAAAUUGUACGACUAUAAGUUGAUUUAUGCAAAGCACUUACACGUAUGUGUAGAUCCCACUGUUGCGUAUUUAAACCCACGCCAUAAAUUCAAACUCAUCUUAUGAA